CACAAACCCGUUAAGAAAAUCAAUGGCUUACUUCAUCUUCAAGUUAAACAAUAUGAACACUUGACGAACACAAAGGAAAGCCACUCAAUCAUCUUCUUCUUCUCUUCAUUCUCUUGAAGAUGAGUUACCAAAAAGCCGCUCAUCAACCCUACCCUCCUUCAGGGUACUCACCACCUUACCCACCACCAGGGUACCCCCCAACAACACCACCGUACGGAGGGUACCCACCUCCUGGAGCACCACCACCAGGGUACCCUGGAUACCCACCACAGGGGCCACCUCGUGGGUACCAAGGGUAUUUCGCUGAAGGGUAUCCACCACCACCACCGCCUCCAGGUCCGCAACAGUACCAAGAGUGUUAUCACUAUGAACAUCAUCAUUACCAGGAGGAUGGUUGCUCUUCGUUUUUACGUGGUUGUUUGGCCGCGCUAUGUUGCUGUUGUGUGUUGGAGGAAUGCUGCUUCUAAAUUUAUACUGCUUCGUUGAGCUUCGAAUGAUGUGUUGAGCUUCGAAUGAUGUAUAUGGCUUCGCAUUCUUCUUAUCUAGAAUUGUAUGGAUUUCUAUGUACAUGUAAUUUAAUAGUGUCAUUUCCUCCAACUUGAAAACAGUUUAGAUAUGCCUCAAUGCUAUUGUCUCGCGCACCUUCUUGAUUUUAAUGUGGCUUCCUUGAUAAAUCUGGCAAAGCUUGUUUUUUAA
Molecule: messenger RNA, 696 nt
Organism: Populus euphratica (Euphrates poplar)
Lineage: Eukaryota; Viridiplantae; Streptophyta; Magnoliopsida; Malpighiales; Salicaceae
Product: cysteine-rich and transmembrane domain-containing protein A-like
Exons: 3
Coding region: 120-467 (115 amino acids)
Source: RefSeq, a predicted model, not a curated record